AUGGACGUCAUUGAGCAAAACGUGGCGCUGCAGGAGCUAUGGAGCCGAAGGGACGAGUACGGCCUUGAGUUUGUACUGGAUGAAAUGAAUCGGCUUCUUGAAAUGGGCCUCAUUUCCGCUGACGACUUCCAGCGGCUCAUGGUCGUGGAUGGAAAGAACCCAAGCGCCCAUUUGCAUCAUCCCCAACGGCACCACAAAGGACUGAACCAACGACCUCUACACACCCAACUACCACCAGCCCAAGUGCUAUCCAUCUUGAGCCAGAAUGCGGACGCUGUCAAGCGCGAGGAAUGGACGAACAAUGUCCAAGAGACAGUGCGGGACCUCAUUUCAACGAUUCUCGACCAAGAAAAGUACUCGUCCCUGCCCGACAUCCAAGGCCAAGUCGAAGCCACUACAGGCAUCGACAUGCGCUCGCACUUGGAUUGGCUCCAAGAUACCAUAUUUCAACAGAGCAAGCAAAAGCUGAAACGAAUCAACCAAGCUGCCGAAGUGAUUCGAGUCACCGCCGCCUCCACCCGAGUGCAGCGCGCGUUCCGAGCCCGACGGUGGGCACUCCGUCGUCGGUCUCGCCUUCGACUGGAACACACACGAGUGGCUGCCGACCGCGUCGCCCAGCAGGCCAUCCAAGGAUACGCGCUCGACGUCGUUCGUCGAUUGGUGCUCCGACAUGUGCUUCUGCGCCGAUUUCGGCUGUUGGUCCAACGAUUGCAACGAGAGGUCGUGCAACAGCAUGCCUUGGACAUUGCACGACGCCACAUGGCGCGUUAUCGAGUAGCCUCAUGGCUGCGGGUGUCUUGGCCGCGGUACACCCUUGCGAAAGAAACCCAUCGGCGGCUCACAGAGCUGGAAGCUUCGGUGGCCACGAUGGCCCAAGCGCUCGUCCGAGGGUUCCUCGUUCGAAGGCGCCACAUAUGCAUAAACAACUCUGUCAUCCACAUCCAGCACGUUUUCCGCCGCUAUCGUCUCGACAAAGUGCAAAGUGCAGCGGCCACAACACUGCAGACGUGGACGCGAAAACAGCGCGCGGUGGCGACCUACAAGGAACACCGUCGUCAGCAGAUUGACGCCAUGCAGUGCAUUCUACGCAUGUACCGGAGGUGGCGCCACGUACGAAAUCAGCGUGCGGCAGUUGCGGUCGUGGAGGCGUGGAGGGGCAGACACUUGGCCAUCCGACGUGCCAAGGACGUGGCCAGCGACCGACGAUGGCAGCGACUGCUAGACGCUAGCUGUCGCAGCAUCCAACGUCGGUUUCGUAGUUUUCUCGGUCGGGUUGUCCUGCAACGACAAGUCGCGGCGAAUUGUAUCCAGCGAAACAUGCGGCGACACCGCGUAUGUCUGCUACGCCGUCAAGUUGCUGGUAUGCGAAUCUUUCGGCAAGUGUGGGCGUGGCGCUUCCGCCGAGAGCGAGUGGUUCAGCGUGUCCUUCAUGCCGGAAAUCAGCAAUGUAUCGCAAGACGGCAGUCUCUGCUAGCCCGAAAGACUCAUGCGAGUAAGAUCAUCGCCACCAUCGUGCAAGGAUGGGUACUUCGAUGUCGAGAGGCCAAAAACGUAGCCGCCACCCGCUUGGGACGCUGGGUCCGAAAGUUCCUUGCGAGGCAACGGGCCCUAUUGGAGCGCAAGCAGAGGUCCAGCGGUCGGGUUCCCAUCCGCCCCCCCGCGAAGAAGCCUUACACGGUACCCGCGGCCACGGCUAACCCUCCCGAAACAAUUCAAACCCUACCGCCCGUGCGCCUCGUGAAGCGCUUCGAGCGGAUGUGCAAGACGUGCCAUCGCCACGCCCACCCGCACGCAUGCGAAGAGAUGGCAGUAGCGUCGUCGCCAGUGAAAAAGAUGGUGGCGGUCCGCACGUUUGGCGGACGCGUGACCAAAGCCACAGCCAUGCGAGCCCACGAACUGCUGCUCCUCGGCGAUAUGCAACGACAUCAUCGCCAUCUGCAAAGCCAGCCACCAUUUGUAGCCAAACCACCAGCUACCAACGACUCCACGAAACCGUUGUCGCUGCGCAAGAGUUUAUCCCUAAUGCGGGGGAUACCCACAAGUAACCAGGAGCACCAUGGCGUGUAAAGAGACAGUUGAGAGAUGUACUCCGAAAUUCUGUCGAUUGGGAAGAGUGCGACAAUCCAAAAUUUACGAAAUAUUUCAGAUGUACUGUAACUUUGGGACGUG
This is a messenger RNA of Aphanomyces astaci, 2169 nucleotides long. RefSeq lists its product as hypothetical. Gene Ontology annotation, molecular function: protein binding. The coding region runs from base 1 to 2067 and encodes 688 amino acids. Lineage: Eukaryota; Oomycota; Saprolegniomycetes; Saprolegniales; Verrucalvaceae. The record is from RefSeq and is a predicted model, not a curated record. The transcript has 5 exons.